Spathaspora passalidarum NRRL Y-27907 is the source of this 1630-nucleotide messenger RNA. It is a transcript of the gene HSE1, whose product is annotated as ESCRT-0 subunit protein. Gene Ontology annotation, biological process: protein transport to vacuole involved in ubiquitin-dependent protein catabolic process via the multivesicular body sorting pathway. The record is from RefSeq and is a predicted model, not a curated record. NCBI's taxonomy places the organism in Eukaryota, Fungi, Ascomycota, Pichiomycetes, Serinales, Debaryomycetaceae. Bases 253 to 1566 code for a protein of 437 amino acids. The transcript has a single exon. Gene Ontology annotation, cellular component: ESCRT-0 complex. Gene Ontology annotation, molecular function: phosphatidylinositol binding; ubiquitin binding.
CCUUUUCUGAGUUUCUUAGCAAAGCUUCACGUUGUUGUCCCAGUAAGUGUGCGAGACAACUAGCAGGUAUUGCUAUAUAUUUUGCCCAUACUAACUGUACCAAGUUUCAGAUAGCCGGUAUUGUUUACCGCCAGUUGGCAACAUUCCUUAAAUCAAAUAUAUCCUGCAUACAACCACGUCACUAUCCCACUUAAAAAUCUAAUCUUGAAUUUGCCUCCAAAUCAAACCCAGUUAACUACCAGGUAUACACCAAUGUCCCCAACGCUCUCCACAUUAAUCAAUAAAGCCACCGAUCCAACACUCACGGCCGACAAUUGGCAAUACAUCUUAGAUGUAUGUGACAAAAUAUCUUCCGAUCCCGAAACAACCACCAAGGAAGCCAUUCGGGAACUUACGUUCAAAUUAAACUCCAAAGACGCCAAUACUAUAUUAAGAAGUUUAUCCUUGUUAGUCUCUAUUGCUGAGAAUUGUGGAUCGAGAAUCAAGCAGGAAAUAGCCACCAAGACAUUCUUACAGGAUAACUUGAUUCGGAAAUUGAGUGAUAGAAAGUUGCAUGUUACUGUAAAGUACAAGAUUGUUGAAGUUAUCGAACAGUUGUAUAAUACAUUCAAGACUGAUCCUUCUUUGAAGCCAAUGACUGAUGCAUAUAAGAAGGUUCAAUCAGACUACAAGCAAUACUUUAAGUCCGCUCCAUCCAAACCAGCAAAACAAGAACGAACCCAACAAGACAAACAAAGAGAAGAUGAUGAAUUACAAAGAAUCUUGAAAUUAUCUUUGCAAGAAUACGAACGAGAACAAACCAUGAAGAAGGUAUCUCUUCAGGAAAAGCCACUUCCUGAUGACCCAACUUCUAAUCAGCCUAACCAAUCUCCACCCAAUGAACCACAAACUGUGGCUACUGUAUCUAAAGUGCGUGCAUUAUACGACUUGAUUUCAUAUGAAGAGGAUGAGUUGUCUUUCCGUAAGGGAGAUGUAAUCACUGUUAUCGAAUCAGUAUAUCGUGAUUGGUGGAGAGGUUCUUUGCCUAAUGGAAAAAUUGGGAUUUUCCCAUUAAACUAUGUCACUCCAAUAGUCAAUAAAUCCAAUAAGGAAAUAGCUCAAGAGGUUUCCAUUGAAAACAACUUACUCUCGGAGCAAAAGAAGAUUGACAAGUUAUUGUCCAUUCUUUCUAGUCAAAAUGUUCAAAAUAUAAAUGAAGACGAGAUCACUCAAUUAUAUAAUGAAAUCAUUCCAUUAAGACCACAAUUGGGUAAGUUUAUUGACAAGUAUAACGUAAGAAAGGAAGAAUUGAUGGUUUUAAACAAUCAAUUAAACAAUGAGGUGAAGUCAUACAAUGAGUUAUUGGAUCAGCUGAUUGCCAGAAGAGCCCAACAACAACACUCACCCCAACAACAAUUUACUGCGCCGCAAAUGGCACCUUACCCCACUGGUGCUGGUACUGGUACAGGCGUUGUUCCUCCUCCGCCCCAGGCCAACUUCCAACCUUCGUACGAAUAUCAGAAUUUACAACAGCAGCCUACCAGUGCUGGGUUUGGUAAUGGUAGACCGCAAUAUCCCUACCAAUAGAUUUUCUCUAUAUAUUAUUUCCACAUAAUAGGUACAUAGUAAAGCAAGUUAAGUUUGUCCUGUG